This is a messenger RNA of Cricetulus griseus (Chinese hamster), 4277 nucleotides long. Lineage: Eukaryota; Metazoa; Chordata; Mammalia; Rodentia; Cricetidae. The record is from RefSeq and is a predicted model, not a curated record.
UUCCUCCAUUUGUCCCCUGGGCUCCCGGCCUGAGGCCCAGCCCCGAGCCCUGGGCCACUACCGAUCUUUGCCCCGGGCCAGGGCGCAAUGGCUCGCUGCAGCUGGAGCUCUGGUGCCGGGACUUGGAGUUGCCAGGAGUUUCCCCGACCCCUCCCUCCUCGCCGCGGGAGCCGCGCGGGAGAGCAGAGCAGCGACCAGCCAGCAGCUGAGCCGGGCCAGCGUGGUCCGCAGCCCCCAUCUCUGCGCGGGGCAGCCGCGGGGGAGCACUGUCUCCGGUUGGGACGCGUGCCGUGCACUAGGCACCGCCCGAGCACGAGCCAGGCUGCACGAAAAUUGCCUGCGUGCCCUCCUCGUUUGCUCUACAAUGAGUGCCAAAUCUGCCAUCAGCAAGGAAAUUUUUGCACCUCUUGAUGAAAGAAUGCUGGGAGCCGUCCAAGUCAAGAGGAGGACAAAGAAAAAGAUUCCUUUCUUGGCAACUGGGGGUCAAGGCGAAUAUUUAACUUAUAUCUGCCUAUCAGUGACAAACAAGAAACCCACACAGGCAUCUAUCACGAAGGUCAAACAGUUUGAGGGCUCCACGUCAUUCGUCCGCAGAUCCCAGUGGAUGCUUGAGCAGCUUCGCCAGGUUAAUGGUAUUGAUCCUAAUCGGGAUUCUGCAGAAUUUGAUUUGUUGUUUGAAAAUGCCUUUGACCAGUGGGUUGCUAGCACGGCUUCAGAAAAGUGCACCUUCUUCCAGAUCCUCCAUCAUACCUGCCAGAGGUACCUCACAGAUAGGAAGCCAGAGUUUAUUAACUGCCAAUCCAAAAUUAUGGGAGGAAACAGCAUCCUCCAUUCCGCUGCUGAUAGUGUGACCAGUGCAGUACAGAAGGCAAGCCAGGCCUUGAAUGAACGUGGGGAACGGUUAGGCCGAGCAGAAGAGAAGACAGAAGACAUGAAGAACAGUGCUCAGCAGUUUGCAGAAACCGCACACAAGCUUGCCAUGAAGCACAAAUGUUGAGAAACUGCCUAUCCUGGUAAACCUCUAAAGAAAAUGGAAGAAUUUGUUCAGCGGUGAUUACGAGAAUUCAGGACUGCUGCUUCCUUCUUUUCGUUUUGUUGGUUGGUUGGUUGGUUUUUCCAGUAUCUGGACAUUGAGUGAUUUUGGUUUUUCAUCUUCAGAUGUCAAUAUGAAUGAAAAUGUUUUGUGUUUAUACAUUUCCCUAUCUUGGUAAGAAAUGCUGCAAUAGCAUCAGCUUCAUUUUUAUUUUUCCAUUUGUGUGUGUGUGUGUGUGUGUGUGUGUGUGUGUUUCCUUUUAAAGGAAAAUUGUUUUGUAGUUUAAAUAUGAAAUUCAGACUAAAUGAUAAGCCAGGUCUAAACUAGCAAAAUGAAUUUUUUCUCCCUCUGAAACUAAGCAACAAAACAGUCAAAUAUGCUGACAUUAGAUGAUGGUCCUUUACAAAAUUAAAAGUCACACAGUGGUAUCACUUACUUUCCUAGUCUUCUUAAUUUGAAGAGCAAAGUUAAAAUUCAGUAUCCUGGGACUCAAGUCUAUGCUAUGGAAAACACAUAUAUCAGGGAAAAUAGCAGUAUUGGAUUUUGCUCUUUGCAUAUUAAUCUUUUUUGCAUGAAACAUCACUAGCAUUCACAAAACAAAUCAGAAUCACAAAUAGAAAUCUACUUUCUGAGAUGAAGCAUGAACAUUUCUGCUCCUUCUUUCCAGUCUGAUUAGUUGGAAUUAUCAUAUGAAGGAUAAAAAUUUGAGUGUAAAGCCCUAUAGAAAAACCUACUUUAAAAAUCUCUGUGUCUUUAUGGAUGUUUCUCUCUAUUGUAAUCUUCCCAAAUUAUAGUAGCUGACAUGGGGGGACUUGUAUUUCUAACAAAAAUAACUUAUCCAGGGUCAGUGAGGUAGAUCAGUGGAUGAAGGUGCUUAUAGCAUAACGCUGGUGACCAGAUGCCAGAGAGUUGACCUCUGACCUCCACACAUGUGUCAUGACACACCAUAUCAAACACAUACACAGAUACAAUGAUAAUAAUGAAUAAAGUUGGUUCAGGGCCACUCCUCUCACCCACUGUGUAGGAGUGCUGACAACCCAAACUUUGUUUUUAUAAUAAGCCCCUGUGUGUUUGCAUCGGAAAAAAAAUAAUAAUGGUGAAUAAAGUAAAAUAAAAUAAAUUAUUUGUCUAGAUAAAAAUCUACAUAAAUCAUAAUGUGAAAAGAUAUGACUUCCUUUUUUUUUCUCUCUCCUUUUACAAAGCUAUGCCGAAUGCCAGAGGCACUCUUGCAGUAGCCUUGGGAAAGGACCUUUGGUUUCUUGGCAUCUGGGUUUUGGAGGUUUGGAUAUUGUUUUUGUUUCCAGUUUAUCUUGUGUCAUUUAACAUGUGCUUCUUGACAGAUUACAUGUUUGUCAAUUUGGACUUGCCUGUUCUGGUACAGACAGCAUGGUUACAAGCCUUUAUAUUGCUGUCAAAUUGAACAGAGUUCUUCUGGAUUCUGUGUUGCUCAAGGUAAUAGUACACUUAGACUGUGGAAGUUUUGUUUUCUGAAAGGUUAAAAGCUAAACAUAAAACAAAACAACCUAUGUUUGUUCCUCAUGAAGCAAUGAGGCAAGCUACGUGUGCCAGAUAUUCACUGCAAUGCAUGGAGUUUUCAGCUGCCUGGGUCUUCAGGACCUGUUUUCUUCUUUCCUAUCCACCGAGUCACCUAUUUUUGUGUGAUGUAGCCUCUGAGGCAGCAGCAUAAAUUGACUUUAGAUUACUAAUGCUGAUUUAAAUGCUUAAGUUCUCCUAAUAAUGCAUCCUAGGGAAAGAGCACACUGUUCUUGGAAUAUCAUGGGUAUGGUAUCAGGAGGAUAGAAUUUGCUGCAAAGGAGUUUGUGAAUUUUCUUGGGCAGAUAGUCCAGUUGAAAAACACACUGCAACAUGUAUAUUGUGGGCUAGGAAUGUUCACUGUAUCUUACACUCUCCUUUAGGUGUCUUAACAUUUUAAAGAAGCCAGGAACAUGCCAUCAGCUGAUUAUUGGAACUAUCUGAUUUCUAAAAAGAUAAAAAUAAAAAGCCCCCAAAUAUCACUCCAAACUGAUUUCAUUUGUAGACUUUAGCUUAGAAAACACACAUACUCAUCUUCCAAAACUGGAUCCUAGUUUCAGAGAGUUGGUAUAAAUAGUUGAGGGAAGUAGUCUCACUUUCGACACACAACUCAAGGGUAAAAUUGGUUGUCUGCUACCUGCCAAAAGCUAUAUGGCAGCUAUUUCUGAAGGGGCAGAGGGUGAGGCCAUGUGCAUUCUGUGAAAGCUGGGCCUUCCUCUUCUGCAUAAUUCUUGUAGUUGCUUUUUACAAGUAUAAGUGCCCUUCACCUUCCCUCUUCCCAUUCUCUCUGUUGACGACCUUAGGCCUAAGUCUUGUUAGAAAAAGCCUGAACUGGAAGAAAAGCCUACCUGUAGCUUUUUUUGGCUGACCAAUCAGCUUCCAGGCCAUCACCAUGACCUUGACCUAUGGUGAAUCUUGCUUGUUCUCCACCACACAUGGGCUAUAACAGCCACUGCUGCCCCUCUUCAACCAUCCAGCCUCGUUUGGAGAAGCCCGUGAGAGCACACGUGAGAUUCAUUGCUAUCCUUUUGUAGAAAGUACUGUAAUCUAACCCACAGAAAUUUGCUAAGAGGACUCCAGGCAUUUGGGACCAAGCCAUUUGGUUGAGCUUGAUAGAAGAUUUAUGGUAUUUAAUUUAUUUCUGCACUUCACUAUGAAUUUUGGAAAUGGUGUCUUUCUCUGAAGGACUUUGCAAAUUACAUUGACAUGCAUAAAGGAAAGGAGCUUGCCAGUGUUUCUGCUUCUUCCUAGAAUGUAGCUGUAGAGUUCUUCACUAGAAUGAUUAGAUAUCUAUGUACAGGAACUAUGCAGUUAUUCAGGUUGAUGCUUCAUUUUAAAGAAUGUACUUGUAAAACGUAACAAGAUCAGUAGCUAACUUUUUUUAAGGUCUGAUAAAAGUAAGAUUAUGUGUUAGACUUAAAAUUAUAGUGAAAUCUGUCUUAUGCUAUUGUGAGUAGCAAAGGUUAUGCAUUUAUGUAGAAACUUUUACAGAGUUUUCCCUAAAUAAGAGAAAGUAGUAGAGAUAGGUUUCACUCCUAACUUUCAGAAUUGUGAUGCUGUUAAUCUGUUUUGUUCUUGGCUCCUCAGAAAUUCUCGCUGACAUUUGAGCACCAUUUUUUGUUGCAUUUGGAGACAAGUAACAGCUGUUCUGUUGGUUCACUAUUACAGCAACUCAAAUUUUGUCAUUAAAUAUUUUAAUUCUGUGGUGAAA